AUGUCCUCCAAAGCAAAGUCUAGCUCUUCCCAGUAUGCGCCCCUUUCGCUACAUGAUGAUGGCGAGGGGUCCAGCGCAACCCUUGAGAAGCGCUCCUCCUCCUCCGACUACUCUGCCCCCUUGCUGGAAGCCUCGGACAACCUCCCCGCCCUCGCGCCAUCCAAGCCCUCCCAGCUGCCCUGGCUCAUCCUCUACUUCUCGUUCGCCCUAGCACUGCUAUCAGCUGUGAACAUUGCUCUCCUUCCUUCUAUACUAUCAAAGCAUCAAGCCUAUCCAUUCUCUGAUUCUGAACUCGAGGUCCUCCCUUAUGGCGACGCUAGGCUGGGAUUGCACAGGGCAGCGAAAUUCAUCCCCCCUCCCCAGGUUUAUCACCACACUUGGCCGGAUAGAAUUGCACGGGUGAGCCGGAAGUUGAAGAAUGCCACGUGGGGUCAGGGGGUGCAGGUCUAUGUUACUGUCGAGGACUCGACAAUUAUGCGCUUCCCCAUCCCCUCCACCAGCGUCAACACCAGCGCGCUCUCCUGGCGGGCGCCUCCCGAGUUCUCUGCGCGUGCCAAGGACCUCACAACCAAGGGGGAUAUAACGGAAAUUGAAGUCUGGCAGCUUAUCGCACCCUCAGCCUCCUCAGCCACCGUCUCUUCCAGUAUGGACAAGCUCGAUUAUGACACCUUAUCGUAUUCAACCCUUCCCGUGCGCGGAGAGCUGCUCGGCGUGCUAGACCUCACAGCCAAGCCGAACAGCACAACACUGGACAUGUCCACUCAACUCGACGCUGCCUUUAUCGCCCGUGUCUCCCUACAUGACCCCACCCAGUUCAGCAUCCAGCACUCCCAAACCUCUCACCGCCUGGUGCUCCUGCAGCACUGGAAUAUUCCCGCUAACUCCAAGGUGCUGGAACUAGGAUGCGGGCAGGGGGACUGCACGACUGUCCUUGCCAAUGCUGUGGGCGAGCAGGGGAGGGUGGUGGCAGUCGAUCCGGCGGAAUUGAAUUAUGGUGCCCCAUAUACUCUCGGCCAAGCACAGGGUCACAUCUCGCAAGGCCCACUGGGUAGGCGGAUUACUUGGGUCCAACAAUCCCCCCUGGACUACCUCUCCUCCCUCUCCUCUCCAUCCUCCACUUCCUCACCGCCCGCCAGCAACCCUAAGACCUUCGACGCAACAGUGCUCGCCCACUGCCUAUGGUACUUCGCCUCCCCCUCACUCAUCCUUUCCACAUUUUGUGCCCUCAAGCAGCAUAGCAAGCGUCUUCUCCUUGCUGAGUGGUCAUUGGUAGCGACGCACCCCUCUGCUCAGCCUCACGUAUUAGCUGCGCUCACCCAGGCAGCGCUGGAGUGCCGUAAGUCUAAGGGCAGCGUCUCGAACGUCCGCACGGUGCUGGGGCCAAAGCAGCUUACCGAGCUAGCCCUGGCUGCCGGAUGGCAUCUGGAGAGUGAGACCCACGUACAAGGUAGUGAGGGUUUGUUGGAUGGACAAUGGGAAGUCUCUACUUGUCUUUCUUCCUCUUUCGAAAGGGAAGUAGAGGGGCAAGUGAGUGAUGAGAGGGAACGGGCGGUGGUUCUUGCGUUACGGGAUGCGUGUGAGGCAAGCUUGGAGGGUAUCCAGGGGGGUCGGAAAGGAGUUAGGGCCAUGGAUGUUUGGGUUGCUAAUUUUGUCUGA
Messenger RNA from Aspergillus alliaceus, 1656 nucleotides. RefSeq names its product class I SAM-dependent methyltransferase. The record is from RefSeq and is a predicted model, not a curated record. NCBI's taxonomy places the organism in Eukaryota, Fungi, Ascomycota, Eurotiomycetes, Eurotiales, Aspergillaceae. The transcript is spliced from 4 exons. Bases 1 to 1656 code for a protein of 551 amino acids.